AUGGAAAGCCAUGGUCUCCUUCCCUCUCUUCUCCUCCUUUUGACAACUCUGUUUUCUGGUGUUUCCACAAAUAUAGAUGUAUCUAUCAAAAGCACUCUCAUGAGCCCUUUUAACUGCUCUUCGCAAAUCAGGACGUGUAAUGCUUCUCUAUACCACAUCAACUAUGGUACUCUCCGAGAAGAUCAAAUUGCAGCUUUUUACUCUGUCAGUGUUUCCCAAAUGAAGCCCAUAACAUAUGGCAACAAGCAAGAUUACCUUAUAACAGUACCUUGUUCUUGCAAUAAUAUGGGUGGGACUACCGGAUAUUUCUAUGAUACAAUCUACAAAGUGAAAGCAGGUGACAGUUUUGUGAAUGUUUCAGCUCAGCUUUAUAGUGGUCAAGCUCUUAGAGUUGGGACAGAAUUAUUUAUGCCUGAAAUAGAUUUUACCAUGCAUCUUCUAUGUGGAUGUGUAGAAAGUGACACACAAACUGUGGCAACAUACACUGUUCAGUUACAUGACACAGUUUCAAGUAUUGCCACUCUUUUAUCUGCCAAAGUAGAGAACGUGGUGAGCUUGAAUAGAAAUUUGACCGAGAAUCCAGAUUUUAUAGAUAUAGGUUGGGUGUUGUAUGUGCCCAUGGAGAAGAAUGGAAAUGAAAAUCCAAAACCAGGAAGGAGACAUAAAAUUACGAUAAUAAUCAUCAUCGCAUUAGCAGCUGUGGCAACGCUUUCGGUGGCUGCAUUGUUAGCUAUCCUUCUCAAGAGAAGAAGAUCCAAGCAGAAAAGUGAAGAAGAUCCAAAAGCUGUAUCCAAAGCUCUGAGUGCUAGAUCCUUUUCCUUGCAGAAAUAUUUCAGUAAUAAAGAAAAUAUGGAAGAUAUGGCAGAUUUUGAACCAGAAAGACCAGUAAUAUAUACUCUAGAGGAGAUUGAAGAAGCUACAAGUCACUUUGAUGAAUCUAAGAUAGUUGGAGAAGGUGGAUAUGGGAGUGUGUACUUUGGAGCAUUAGGACAGCAGGAGGUUGCCAUAAAGAAGAUGAAAUCGAAUUUAUCCAAAGAGUUCUUCGCAGAGCUAAAGGUGUUAUGCAAGAUCCAUCACAUCAAUGUUGUGGAGCUUUUGGGGUAUGCCUGUGGAGAUGACCACCUUUACCUGAUUUAUGAAUAUAUUCAGAAUGGGUCUUUGAGGGAUCACCUUCAUGAUCCAUUACUAAAAGGUCACCAGCCUCUGUCCUGGGCAGCAAGAGCACAGAUUGCCCUUGAUGCUGCAAAGGGUAUUGAAUACAUCCAUGACCAUACGAAAGUACGGUAUGUGCACCGUGACAUAAAGACAAGUAACAUUCUUCUUGAUGAGGGGCUUAGAGCCAAGGUAGCAGAUUUUGGGUUAGCAAAGCUUGUCGGAAGAGCCAAUGAGGAAGAUCCAGUAGCAACGAGAUUGGUUGGAACACCAGGCUAUCUCCCUCCGGAAUCUGUGAAGGAGCUCCAAGUGACCCCAAAAGCAGAUGUAUUUGCAUUUGGAGUGGUUCUAGCAGAGCUGAUUACAGGACAGCGUGCACUUAUACGUGACAACCGAGUGCCAAACAAGAUGAAAUCUCUUAUCACAGUUGUUAAAGAUAUAUUCGGAGACGAAAAUCCAGAGUCAGCUUUAGAAGCAGAAAUAGAUGGAAAUCUUCGGAGCAGCUAUCCCAUUGAAGAUGUUUUCAGGAUGGCAGAGAUUUCGCAGUCAUGUUUGAGUGAAGAAGCAGUUGAGAGACCAGAGAUGAGGGAUAUUGUUGUUGCUUUGUCUCAUAUUGUAUCUUCUGCCAGAGAGUGGGAAGCUUCACUAGGAGGUAACAGCCAGGUUUUCAGUGGUCUGUUGAAUGGAAGAUAGAAAAUAAUCAACAGCUUUUUCCUUUCUUUCUUUCUUUCU
Molecule: messenger RNA, 1884 nt
Organism: Ziziphus jujuba (common jujube)
Lineage: Eukaryota; Viridiplantae; Streptophyta; Magnoliopsida; Rosales; Rhamnaceae
Product: lysM domain receptor-like kinase 3
Exons: 10
Coding region: 1-1845 (614 amino acids)
Biological process (GO): innate immune response; protein phosphorylation
Molecular function (GO): transmembrane receptor protein kinase activity; ATP binding
Source: RefSeq, a predicted model, not a curated record